Messenger RNA from Pungitius pungitius (ninespine stickleback), 1378 nucleotides. RefSeq names its product keratin, type I cytoskeletal 18-like. Bases 66 to 1340 code for a protein of 424 amino acids. NCBI's taxonomy places the organism in Eukaryota, Metazoa, Chordata, Actinopteri, Perciformes, Gasterosteidae. Gene Ontology annotation, biological process: intermediate filament cytoskeleton organization. Gene Ontology annotation, molecular function: structural molecule activity. The record is from RefSeq and is a predicted model, not a curated record. Gene Ontology annotation, cellular component: keratin filament; cytoskeleton. The transcript is spliced from 7 exons.
CCCUGGACGCCUUUGCUCAAGGACAGACAGCUUCUCCUUCUAAUUGAUCAACACACUUCUUCGCGAUGGAUUUCAUGUUUAGACGACAGGCUGCGGCAAAGAACCAUGCUGCAUACAUUUACAAACACCCUCAUAUGGGCAAGACCUACGGCGCCUACAGUGUCAGCGGAGGGGCAGGCGGCCAUGGGACCAAGAUCUCCACGGCGUACAAGCAGUUCGGGGGUGGGUAUGACUACCAGUCCUCUGAAUCCCCCUCUGGAACCCCGGUCUUCACAAACGCAAAGGUCACCAUGCAGCUCCUUAACGACCGGCUGGCCAGCUACCUGGAGACGGUGAGGAGUCUGGAGAAGGCCAAUGGCAGUCUGGAGAUCAAGAUCAGGGAGACCAUAGAGAAGAGAGGCCCCUUAGAGGGGAAGGACUUAAGUAAGUACAACGCAACCAUCAUCGACUUGAGGGCCAAGAUAUUUGACAUGAUCAUGGGCAAUGCCCAUCUUGCCCUUUCUCUCGACAACGCAAGCCUGGCUUCCGAUGACUUGAGGAUGAAGAUGCAGUACGAGAUUUCCAUGCGUCAGACAGUGGAGGCCGAUGUGGCCAGACUGAGGAAAAUUCUUGACGACACCAACCUUAUUCGCCUGCACCUGGAGAGCGACAUUGAGUCUCGGAAGGAAGAGUUGAUCAUUCUGAAGAAGAACCACAAGAUGGAUGUUGAGGAAUUGCAUGCCCAGGUCACCCAGGUCGGCGUCCGUGUGGAUGUUGACGCUCCUAAAGGACAGGACCUGGCCAAGAUCAUGGAGGAGAUGAGGGCCAAGUAUGAGAAGAUAGCUCUGCAGAACCAGGAUGAGCUCAAAAUAUGGCAUGAUUCUCAGAUCACAGAAGUGCAGGUCCAAGUGACUGAGAGUUCAAUGGCUCUGAAGGAAGCCACCACUGGGUUAUCAGAUACUAAGAAGAGGUAUCAAGCACUGGAGAUUGAAAUGCAGUCCCAGCUUAGUCUGAAAAAAUCCAUGAAGGCCACACUUCGCGACAUUGAAAUGCGCAACAACACUGAGAUCGAGAAGUACAACGUCAUCACCCUGAGGCUGCAGGAGGAGCUCACUCGCAUCCGCACCAACAUCCAGCACAACAAACGGGAGUACGAGCACCUGCUCAACAUCAAGGUGAAACUGGAGGAAGAGAUCAUCGAGUACAGGAGGCUGCUGGGCGGCGAGGCCGACUUUACUCUACUGAAUGCAGUUGAUUCAAAGAAGGUCCAGACCAAAGUGGUGACGGUCACUCAGACUCUGGUGGAUGGCAAAGUGGUGUCAGAGAGCAAGGAUGUCCAAUCCAGUGAAAUUGUUAGUUAGUAAAUACAGAAGCAAAAAUAAAAUAAACAAAAGAAAGA